AUGCGUAAUGCUAUGUACUGCCAACCAGCAUUCUCUUGCCCCGAGCAGGAGGAUUCCUCCGCGACUCGAGACCUCGUGGAACGCAGGGACUCGAGCGAAUCGCGAUCGCCGAGCAGUACCAACACCGCCGUCGGCUGCAAGCGUCGCCGGCACAGCGGCGGAAGAAUCGUCGAGACCCUGGUUCGCGAGAGGCGAUCGAUUCUCCGAGAGCUGAAGAAGAUCGUGCGGGAGCGGGACUCCCUCGGGGCGCGGGUGGAUGCCGGGUGGAAGGCGCGGCGCGGAGAGGAGCGGAUCCGCUGGAAGACGCGGCUGACCGUCGCGAAGCAGGAGUUGGAGCGGCUGCUGGGGAACUCGGAGCAGGCGUGUGUCGAGAUGCUCCGGAUCCAGCACGACCUGGAUCAACAAGUCGUGGAACUGGCUGCGCUGGAAAUGGGCCGUCGGGACCUUCAAAACGAACUGGGAUGCCGCAAGCACGAGAUUGAAACUCUGCAGGAAGAGCGAUGUGCGUUUGCGACCGAAGCGAGCACUUUGCGGAAAGAGAACGCCGGACUCCAAUCUCUGCAGGAGAGCAAGGAGCGGUUAGCCGAAGAAAACGAGCGGCUCCAAUCCAAGGUCUCGGAACUCGAAGACGCCAACGAGCGGUUGUCCGGGCAUCGCGAAGAAGCUUCCCGACUCCGAGCGACAGCGGAGGAUCUCCAGCAACACGUCGAGAACGCAACUGCCGCGAUGCUGAACCUGGAACGAACCAAAACCGAACUAUCGACAGCGAUCGCACGAUCUCGUGCCGAAUGCGCAGACCUGAAACGCCAGUUAAAAGCCCUAGAGAACGAAGAAAAGGAACUGAAAAAUUCCCUCUCGAUUGCGAAGAAGCUCGAAACUCACCUCCUGGAAGAGUCGACCGCGUGGAGAUCCAAGUUCGAACUGGCUCAGAGCACAUGGAAACAAGAGAAAUCUACUUUGGAGAUGAAUUACGAGAAGGAGAUCCGGAACCUGCAGGAAGAGCUCCUCGGAUCCAACGCGGAGCUGGAUCGGUGCAAAAGCGCCGUCGCUGCCAGGGAGUUCGCCUUGAAGGAAAAUGCGGAGGAGAUCCGGCGUCUCGAUGAACAGGUGCAGGAGUGCACUUGGACUCUGCAACAAUCGCGCCAAGAGGCCUCGCAAGCCCAAACGACCCUGGAGCGUCGAACCGCAGACCUGGAGUCGCAGCUCCUCACUUCCACCUCCCUCCACCAGACCCAGACCCGCCAGAUGAAGACGGCCGUGGACCGACUGAGGGCGGAGGCGGGGGAUCUGCACGGGGCCAAUCGGCGGCUCCGGGUGGAGCUGGGGGCGGCGGUGACGGACCUCUUGGCGUGCAAGGACAUCCUCGGUGACAAGAUGACCCGGAUCGAGAGUCUUGAAACGGACCAUGAACGCUCCCGGAAACAGGCGGAGUUGGAGAAAGCAGCGGAGAGGAAUGAGCGUCGCAGGCAGGAGAAGACUACGCUCGAAGAAGCGCUGAACCAGGCGCGCCUAGAGCUCAAGGACAAAAGCACGGAGCUGCAGUGCGCCUGCGACGAGCUCGAGAGAUAUCGCGCCAUGCAGGACGGAGCGCAGGAGACGAUUCGAAUGCAGGCGAAGCAGAUCCAGGACCUCGUGAUGACGCUGAAACACUCCAAGAACGUGGGAGAAAGGUAG
Molecule: messenger RNA, 1674 nt
Organism: Darwinula stevensoni
Lineage: Eukaryota; Metazoa; Arthropoda; Ostracoda; Podocopida; Darwinulidae
Source: the annotation of a GenBank genome assembly